This is a messenger RNA of Closterium sp. Yama58-4, 3810 nucleotides long. The record is from the annotation of a GenBank genome assembly. Lineage: Eukaryota; Viridiplantae; Streptophyta; Zygnematophyceae; Desmidiales; Closteriaceae.
AUGAUCAAGAAGAUGACGGAGCAACAGCCGGAACGUAGAACUAGUACUGCUACUACUACUGCCAGUGCACGGCAGCGCCAGCAGCCGCAGUCACCGCAGCACUGCUGGGAUGCGAAGGAGCGGCAGAUGCGGCGAAGGAGCCAGCAGGUGGAGGAGUGUUAUCGCGCGCACACAUUACGAGAAUCCAGCUCUCACGCUGCGUCAGGAGAGCACCGCGCGGCUCGCGUGAUGAUAGUGUCGCAAGAAAAUGAGAACAAUGGCGCUGCUGACAGUCCUGACGGUGUUCUGUCUCCGUUAGUAGGCCGUUUGAGCGGCUCGUCUAGUACUCGAAGCGGCAACGGCGGGUCUCGCAGCGCCCCGCGGAGUGUCCCCGUGAUUGACGUUACCACUGCGGCUGCGACGGAUCGUGCUUCUUGCCGUUCCGCCGGCAAUGUCGCACGUGCGACUACGACGGCAACGGCGGUGCGUCGAGUUGCCAUGGUGGGCGAGAGAUCUGGCGAGAACGAAGAGACGGCUACGACACCGGCGGCGGCGGCGACUUCAGAUCUUCGUACUAGUAGUCGAAUGGCGGCGGAGCCACUCGAAGAAGCGCCUGAAUCUGCAUCGGGUUCCGCGGAGCGCGAGAUACUAACCGGCGAUGCUCGCUGUGCUGUUGGAAGAAUCCGGCGCACCGACUCGGAGCCGCGACGGCGACGGCAGGUCCGCGCUGGUUCUGGCGGCUUCGGCGAGCCGCCUCAGGAACGGCCCGGCCAUGGUGGGUACGCCGUCCGUCGCGGUGGUGACUCCGGCUGUGCUCGACGCGGCGACGGCGACGCUGCAGCCGCUAAUGCUUCCCCGGCCAAGUCCUCCCGCCGCGAGGGGCGCUCCCCCAGCGACGGCGGAAGGCAAGACACGCGGGACAAUACCACCACCACCACCACCACCACCACUAAGAGCACGCGGGACAGUACCUCUUGCGAUCAGCACGGGCAACAGCAGCUCCACCGGUUGUCAGGAUCGCCAGCACUGCUGGCAAGCGGGCCUGGCGCAGAUCUGGAUCUGGAUGAGCCACCCAAGAAGCGCCACCGUCCGUCCGAUGACUGCGCCGGCGAUCGCGGCGGCGAUCGCGGCGACGCUUCCGAUGGCGCCGUUAGAGAGCGCCAUCGUGGAGACUCACCCGCCGCCGCCGCCACCGUCGCUGCCGCAACUGCUGCUGCUGCUCCUUCUGCUCCUGUCGCUGCAGCAGGUGCCGCCAGCGCCGCCGCUUCCGGGGCCGCAGCAGUGCGGACAAUGCCGGCUGGGGCAUUCCCUACCGCUGCGUCUCCCUUCCCCUCCUCCUCCUUCGCCUCCCGCUGGCCCAUCCUCUCGUCGCCGUUCGUCGCCGCGCACUCGCCUGUGAAAUCCUCCCGUCUGCUCGCCACCACUGGUAAAAACGCCCGGUCCGCGCAGCAAGUGCAGCCCGUGGGCCGCGCUGCCACCGCCACCACUGUCAGUGGCGCCACUGCUGCUGAUGCCGCUACAGCCGUGGGUGAUAAUUCUACAGCCAACUUGAUUCCUGUCACGGCAGGAGCGUCGGCAGCAGGAGUGGCGGCAGGGGUGGGUGGAUUGGCGGCUGGAGGGGUGGGUGCAAGAGGGUUGCCGUUACCCGCUCCUGUGGUCCUCGGUGUGCCUGUGCCAACCUCGGUGAUACUAGCCAUGCCGCGAGGAGGAGUGACGACCACAGCGAAUCCAAUAACAGCUGAAGCACCGGCAGCUCUAGCAAACGCUGUUGCAACAGCAACCAACAUGCACCUUCCGUUCGCUGCACUGACCAAGAACCAGUCGCUCUGCUCCCCCUCGCCUGUGCUCUCCGCAGCACCUCUCACUGCUGCUGCGCCUGACGCCUUUGCCAGCCUGAGAGCCGACGUCUUCGCGGGCAUGGCGUGUGUGCCUGGCGCAGUGGCGCUGGGGGUUCCCUGCGCCCCGCUCCCUGCUGCGGUGCAAGCCUGUGCGGCCAAGGGCAUGGUGGGACACGCAGGGCUGUUGGGAUUGCACGGAAAGAACGCUGUUCUAGCUACCGGUUCUGGCCUCCCUGUGGCCAACGCGGCUGGCGCUGCUGCUGCUCUUGCAGCAGCGCCAGGCAUGAGCACGGGCAGCAACAGCCAGGGGUGGCUGCUGCCGCAAAUGCUCCCCCAGGUGCCGCCUCAGGUGUUACCGCAGCUGUUACUGCGCGGACGAACAGGUGCACUGCCAGCAAGAGUCGCCGGCGGCUCUGCUGGUGGCGUUGGUGGCGGUGGUGGUGCGGGUGGGGAGAAGUCUGACGCGGGGAGCUGCGGCGGGGGGAAUAGCAUGGUUCGGGUUCCUGCAUUGGCUCAUGUGCACACAGCGGCGAGAGGGGCUCGCGAGGGGGCUAUGAAAGGGGUCAAAGGGGUCAAUAAAGUGGUGGACAACCAGGAAGUCGAUGAACGGUACACGCAGGGGUUGAGCAUGGGAAGACUGGCGGAGGAAGAGGAAGAGGGUGGGGAGGAGGAGGGGGCGGAGGAGGAGGAGCAGGAGGAGGUGGAGGAGGAGGAGGAGGAGGAGGAGGAGGAGGAGGAGGAGGAGGAGGAGGAGGAGGAGGAGGAGGGAGAAAAUCUGCAGGAGGAAGAGGAGGUGGAUUCGGGGGGAAGCGGCGAAUUGAAAGAAGCAGCUUGCAGAGAAGAAGGCGGAGGAGGGAGAGUGGGGGCAAUAAGAGGAGCGCAAGCGGGAGCGAGAGUGGGGACGAAGGCCUUCAAGGCACGAGAGAGCCGUGCAGCACUGGCAGCAGCAGCAGCAGCAGCAGCAGCAGCGGAAGCAGCAGCAGCGGAAGAAGCAGCAGCGGAAGCAGCGGAAGCAGCGGCGGCAAAGCCAUCAUCAGGUGCUGUGCCCGCGCUGGACUGGAUGUUGCUGCAGAUGCGUUCACGCGUGGCGAUGCCUGUUGAGGCGCUGGAAGAGCAGGCGGAUGAGUGCUGCCCUUCCGUGCUGGGGCGAGCGGUGGCGAGGGAGAGGCAGCAGGAAGAGGAGAGGGGCGGGGAGAGGGAGAGGUGGGAGGAGCGGAGCGGGGAAAGAGAGGUGGGGAGGAAGGGGGGUUGGGAGUGGGAGGGGAGGACUGGGAGGGAGUGGGAUGGGAAGAGGAGGAGAGCGAGUGGGGUGGAGAUGGAGAGUGGAGGGGAUGGGUAUGCAGCGGAGGGGUAUGAAGGGGUGGGGACGGACUGCCACAGAAUUAAGAGCAGGAGGGCUUGUGGGGGCAAGGAAUAUGGAGAGGGAAGGGAAGGUUUGGAUAAUGAGGUGGCAAGAGGAGAGGGAGGGAGAGUCAAGGGAGAUGAGCAGAGAGCCGCUGAGAGCCGUGACCCGCCCAUCCACCCAGCACUGAUCAGACAGGCUUUGCUGCACAGCUGGACUGCUGCUGCCAACAACUCUCCUGCUGCUGCUGGCCUUAACGGCUGGAACAACAACUACAACCCUGGUGGUGAUGCGUUGGGAGGGGCGGGGAGAGCAGUCGAGGCAGCAGGGGCAAUGCCGGAACAAUGGCUGGGGAGAGCUGAGCCAAGGGGGGAGGGUACCGGAGGGGAGGGUUGGGGUGAGGAGGAGGAAUUAGAGGAAGCGAAGGGGGGUGUCAAGGAAAGGGAUGGGGCGGAGGAAAGGUGUGAGCGACGAGGAGGUGAUGAGGGAUGGGUAGCUUUGCCUGGACGCGUGCAAGGGCGAGCAGCGUUUUCCGCGGUCGCUGCAGCGGUGGGGCUUGAGUGGAGUGGUUCAGGGACUCGAGAGCUGUGGGAACGGCGAACGGCAGAGAAAUCCCCGGGAGGAGGGGCGAGGGGAGGUGUGGGUGGAUAG